GUCUUUGUGCACACCGGAACGCCGGCGGCGGUGCUGGUCCUGCGAUAUCAAGGUCGGAGCAGAGCGGAAAAGGAGGACAGAGGGCCAUCGAUGCUCCCUCAGGCUCCGUCGUCCUCAUGCGCCUGUCUUCUCCGACUACGUUAUUCGGUUGCAGCCCAAUACAGAGAGAGGGAGAUACCUGGGAGGGAGGAGAUAAGGCAGGAGGAGGAGCUCAGGCACCGUCCCUGCAUUGCUUGUGUCAAAGUGCCACGGCUGCUGCAGGCUUCUGCAGGACAGCACAGCGAGUGUAGACAAGGGUGGGGGUGGCUUGACGAGAAUAAAGAGGAAAGCGUGCUACUAUAGAGGACCAAUUCCAGGCCCUGUGUGUGCCCUUUGUGAUCUCCGUCUAUGCCAUUGCCCUGGAGAAC
This is a messenger RNA of Acaromyces ingoldii, 407 nucleotides long. RefSeq lists its product as hypothetical. The transcript has a single exon. Bases 91 to 342 code for a protein of 83 amino acids. The record is from RefSeq and is a predicted model, not a curated record. Lineage: Eukaryota; Fungi; Basidiomycota; Exobasidiomycetes; Exobasidiales; Cryptobasidiaceae.